Messenger RNA from Drosophila kikkawai, 1604 nucleotides. RefSeq names its product Vacuolar protein sorting 37A (gene Vsp37A). The record is from RefSeq and is a predicted model, not a curated record. Gene Ontology annotation, cellular component: ESCRT I complex. Gene Ontology annotation, biological process: protein targeting to vacuole; ubiquitin-dependent protein catabolic process via the multivesicular body sorting pathway; protein targeting to membrane. Lineage: Eukaryota; Metazoa; Arthropoda; Insecta; Diptera; Drosophilidae.
UAUACAAGUACUUUAAAUAACAGACAUAAUUUUAUCAGCUAAUAAGUGAAAUAUAUAUAAAAAUUAAUUUCAUUUUGACUUUAACCCUUAAGAGGCCACCGCAAGUUGAGUCAAGAACCUGCCGACAGUCUGGCAACGCCAAACAGCAGUGUCAACGGUGCUUUGCAAACAGGCGAUUUUUGUUGUUGUUGUUGCUGCUGCUGGUUGCUGGCCCCUCUGCUUCUCCAGAAGAUAAUCCCACUUCGAUCGGGGCAAACAAAGCCGCCAAGCAAACGCUUUAUUUACGCCAAUCGAAAACAGAAGGCCAGUAGCCACCACCACAUAGCCAGGAGCAACAUCAUCAAAAGGAGACGAGGAGCGAAGACGUAGAACUUUCAAGAAAUUAGACACCUUUGUGCAGCGCAGAUACACUUUCCAAGCAGCCAGCAGCAGGCAGGGCAGGCGGCGGCAGGCUAGGCUAGGAGGCCGCCUAGAGGCUCAGACUGAAGGUCGUCAAAGGGUUGGUCUCCGAGUCCGAGAGACACAAAAAUGCCCACCACCCAGCAGCAGUCACCACCGCAGGGCCAUGUCCUGGGACAAGGACAAGAACAAGGACAUGGCCUAGGAGGCCAGCCAAUAAUGGAACAACAAUUGUCCAAGGCCACCGAUAAAGAGGGCAACAACGAAGCCGAAAUGGGUGGCAACAAUAUACCCAAUCUCUCGACCAUGUCGCUGGACGAACUAAAGCAACUGGACAGAGAUACCGAAUUCUUCGAUGACUUUAUCGAGGAGAUGUCCGUGGUGCAGCAUCUAAACGAGGACAUUGAUUCAAUGAUGAUCCAAGUGGAGAGCAUCUCAAUGGAAAACGAGACCAAGGGCACGCAUUUGGUGGAGCUAAAGCGACGGCUCAGCGAUGAUUACACUGCCUUGAAGACGCUGGGCGAGAAGUGCGACCAGCUGAACAAGAAGUACAUGAAAAAGUCCGAGGAGUAUGAACCGCAGCACAUAAGGGAACUCCUACAGAUAGCCGCCUCCAAUGCCGAUGCCGACUGUGAUCGUCAUGUGGAAAACUUUCUAAAUGGCAAAAUCGAUGUUCAAACGUUUCUCAACACGUAUCAGAGCUCCAAGAAGAUUAGCGCCGAGCGCAAGGCCAAGGAGGAGCGUCUGGGUACCCAGUUGAGUGCUUUGGAAAGGGCAGGGAUCUAGGAAUGUCAGCAUCUCACAUCUACAAGAACAACUCUCCCCCCCUCCAAAACCCGCCACGAGUCGCAAUAUAGAGUCUAAGAGGAUCGAAAAAAGUCAAGAAAUGGAGCAAAUGGAGUCCAGGCAUCGGGCGUUGAUGAUCAUCCCCCUUGGUGAAUGAAAGCGCUAGUUGUAGGCUAAUAUUUAAAAUACUUGUAAAUCGGUAGGGAGCUACACACACACACUUGCAUAUAUAAACCCCCCCUAGAGGGGGAAUCCCCCUGUUCCAAAAUUUUUAAUUACCAAAACCAAUCAUAAUCGCAUGUAUUCCCACUUUUUAGGCUAAACAACAUUAUUGGGGCUUUUAUUUUGUAUUCUCAAGCCCAGCCAAAAUCGUUCAAUUUGUAUUAUGUAUGUUUAAUAAACAUGAUUUGUCUCGGAAA